AAAUACCUCCAUCCAAUUCCAGCGAGCAGUCACCGUAACAGUCGAGCCUCGAGCUAAAGGAGAUGAGAACGAUGAAGGAAGAAGCCAUAAGCUCCUCCGCAGAUCCUUUUGUUCCGCCCAAGUCUUCCUCUCCUCCGCCUAUAUCCACUCCCGCUGCUAGCUCUGCAGGGGCAUCUUCUCCUGCUGUUCCAAUGAAUGUUGGCAGCACAGAUUGGGCAGCACAUGGAUCAAAAGCAGGUUCCUUUUCCCGUGCUGGUUCAUUGCCCAUAGGGACUUCUUUGAGUGCCAGUGCUGGUGGUUCUGCUCUUGGAUCAUCACAGCCCUCAUGUAGACCCUGGGAAAGGGGUGAUCUACUAAGACGACUCUCAACAUUCAAACCGACAGACUGGUUUGGAAAGCCUAAGGCUGCAGGGUCUUUGGCUUGUGCUAGAAGGGGCUGGAUAAAUGUGGAUGUUGAUAAGAUUGAAUGCGAGUCAUGUGGUGCAAGCCUCAGAUUUACUUCCUCUGCUCAUUGGACUCCCUCUGAAGUUGAAAUAGCUGGUGAAGACUUCUCAAAUAAACUUGAUGAUGGGCAUAAAGUCACUUGCCCAUGGAGAGGAAAUAGCUGUGCAGAAAGCUUGGCCCAAUUCCCUCCUACUCCUCCAUCUGCCCUAAUUGGUGGUUUCAAGGAUCGUUCUGAUGGACUACUUCAGUUCUCUUCCCUCCCUAUAUUGGCUACAUCUGCAAUUGAACACAUGCGAGUUUCUAGAGGUUCAGAAAUUGACUGUUUUCUAGCUCAAUCACAGGCGCUUGGAGGCGUUGAAACUUUCUUUAGGCCAGAGGUUUUGUCUGGAGAUGAGAACACCAGAGACAAUGUUUUCUUUAUAUACUCUCGUGCCCAGAAGCUCAUUAGCCUUUGUGGAUGGGAGCCUAGGUGGCUUCCGAAUAUUCAAGACUGUGAAGAGUAUUCAGCUCAGUCAGCUAGGAAUGGAUGUUCAACAAGUCCAACAAAAUGUUGUGGUCCUCCACAAGAUCCUGGCCGCGGAAAGAUGGUGCUUUCUUAUUCAAAGAAAAACGACACUUUCAGGAGGGAAGUGGCGUGCCCCAUUUCGAGAGGUGAAUCUAGGUCACCUUUGUUGGAUUGUAGUUUGUGUGGAGCUACAGUGAGGAUCCUGGACUUCCUUACAGUUUCUCGUCCUGCUUGUUUUGCUCCCAAUAGCGUUGAUAUCCCUGAGACAAGCAAAAAGAUGGCAUUGACACGAGGGGUUAGUGCAGCAAGCGGAAUAAGUGGGCGGGUUGCUACUGAUGGUAUAGAAAAAGAACAGACGGGAGAUCACGAUGAAGCUGCAACAGACGAGAGAAGGUCGCUGUCGAAUUAUGGUGUCGACCUAAAUCUUACAAUUGCUGGCGGGCUUUCCUCACAAGUACGGAAGAAUUUAGGCUCUGACCAAUUCCAAGAUGUGAAUAAGAAAAGAGGUCCAAUGAUGGGACAGCCAUGUAGCAGUGAGGUUGGUAACCGUGCUGCUUCAUAUGAAUCACGCGGUCCUAGUUCUCACAAGCGUCAUUUAGAGGAACGUGGAAGCACCGCUGACAGGCCACAAUUGAUGUUACAACAAGCAGACAGUGCCGAAGGAACAGUAAUAGACCGUGACGGAGAUGAAGUAAAUGAUGAAAGCCAGUACUCAGCUGGUCCUUCGAAACGCCCCCGUGAGUCAUAUCCUCUGGAAUUUUAUCACUCAUCAUAUGGGAAAAGUGUUGCUCCUGUACUGUCAAUUGGUUUUGAGGUUGGAAUGGAUGCCCAAAGAGAUGACCCUUUCAACCAAGUCCAUGACCAGGUUUUCGGUUUCCCAUCUAGGAGAGAUUCAACACGUGUUUCAUCUGUUAUUGCUAUGGACACAUUUCAUAGUGCUGAUGGUGAUUCAAUGGAAAGUGUGGAAAACUAUCCAGGAGAUGUUGGUGAUAUCCAGUUCCCUUCAACAUCGGGUGUAAAAAGCACUGAUCCCUUUGAAAUGUCCGAUUUAAACUAUAGCAAUCAAGCACAACAGAGUGCCUGUCCUGCUACCGCUAUUAGGAGUGCUGGUGAUAUUGGUGUUAGUAGCACCAACGAUGAGGAAGUAUUAAAUGCAGAUACUGCGACUGCUCACGCGAGGGAUGGCUUUAGUUUUGGAAUUAGUGGAGGGAGCAUUGGAAUGGGUGCCAGUCAUGAAGCUGAAAUUCACGGGAUGGAUAAUUCUGUGCAUAGAACUGAUAGCAUUGUUGGUGAUGUGGAACCGGUUGCUGAAGUCACAGAAAACGAGGGUCAAACAGGUGAAUACGGUCCUGAUCCUGGACUUAUGGGUGACUAUGUACCAGAGGGGAUGGACCGAGAGGAUCCUCAUGGUGAUAGUCAAGAUCUAACAUCUCGAUCAGUGGGAAGAGCUGACAGUGGCUCAAAAGUUCUUGGCUCAACCAAGGAAGAAUCCAUUGAAAGUGCUGAGAAGACUGAUGUCAGGCAUGCCAUGCCUAAUAAUAGUCCACAUCCCUCUCUUUCUCGCAAUGCUAUUUUAUUAUCUGUGCAUGAGACAUCAAAGGAAGAAGUUAACCAGGCUGCCAAUACACUGGCUACUGAAGAUGGUGGAUAUGUGGUGGAGUCGGGCUUAGUAGUUUCCAAGGGGACAGGUCCUCCCAAUGGAGAAAGCGGAUAUAAAGAAGCCGUUGAGUUUGAUCCUGUUAACUACCAUAACCCUUUCUGCCCUUGGGUCAAUGGGAAUGUUGCAGCAGCUGGGUGUACCAGUAGUGGCGGCUCCAGCUCUAGUGCUGGCGCUCUUGCUCUUUGUGGCUGGCAACUAACUUUGGAUGCUUUGGAUUCUCUUUCAAUCGGAAAUGUUCCGAUUCAAACUGUGGAAUCUGAAUCAGCUGCUUCUUUAUAUAAGGAUGAUCAUCGAUCUGCUGGCAAAAAACUCAUGACUCGAAACUCAUAUAGCAAAACCCGUGGGGGAAAUUAACCGGAAUCUCUAAAUGAGUUCAAACUUGGAUUUUAAAGGUCCUGCCCUGAUAUAUUGAACGAUUUUAUUCUCUUGUGAUGUUCCGUUGACAACAAGAAGAUGCCUUUUAAAUGUUACUGGCUUACUGCUGCGUGGAUGUUUUCUCUUUAGCAAAUCUGACUGACUGCAAUCCUUGUUCAGUUUCUUCUCUCUUAUUUUAUUUUAUUUAAUUUCUUAUAGCUUAAUCAAUAAUCUCUUGUAGAAUGGCAAUACCAAUAUAGCUUGGUAAUUGUCCGCAUGGCAGAAAAUUUGAUAAUGGUAAUUUAUAGGAACAUCGAGAAACUCUUGUCAUUGAUUCAGUAUACCAGCGUAGGCAUUUUUUCGUCAUUUUGGUUAAAAUAGACUAUCUUCGUUAGCUUAAAGAACAGACCAAAACUUGCAUUAGUAUAGCUUAUUGUAUUUCAAUCAGAAACAAUUCUAUCUCGUUAUACUACUAUAAGUCUAUAAUUAUUACUUUACUA
Molecule: messenger RNA, 3463 nt
Organism: Cuscuta europaea
Lineage: Eukaryota; Viridiplantae; Streptophyta; Magnoliopsida; Solanales; Convolvulaceae
Source: the annotation of a GenBank genome assembly